Messenger RNA from Bubalus bubalis (water buffalo), 857 nucleotides. RefSeq names its product mediator complex subunit 21 (gene MED21). Gene Ontology annotation, molecular function: transcription coregulator activity. The coding region runs from base 115 to 549 and encodes 144 amino acids. Gene Ontology annotation, cellular component: mediator complex. NCBI's taxonomy places the organism in Eukaryota, Metazoa, Chordata, Mammalia, Artiodactyla, Bovidae. The transcript is spliced from 4 exons. Gene Ontology annotation, biological process: regulation of transcription by RNA polymerase II. The record is from RefSeq and is a predicted model, not a curated record.
GUUUGGGUUUCGGCUUGACUCCACCCCCUCCAAGAACGCAGCCGUGUGAUUGGCCAUGACUGUCCAAUUGCGUAGGAGAACCGGCUUUCACGUCUCUUUGUUUGCGGGAGGAACAUGGCGGAUCGGCUCACGCAGCUGCAGGACGCUGUGAACUCGCUUGCAGAUCAGUUUUGUAAUGCCAUUGGAGUGCUGCAGCAGUGUGGCCCUCCUGCCUCCUUUAGUAAUAUUCAGACAGCCAUUAACAAAGAUCAGCCGGCUAACCCUACGGAAGAAUAUGCCCAGCUGUUUGCAGCGCUGAUUGCACGAACAGCAAAAGACAUUGAUGUUCUGAUAGAUUCCUUACCCAGUGAAGAAUCUACAGCUGCUUUACAGGCUGCUAGCUUAUAUAAGCUGGAAGAGGAAAACCACGAGGCUGCUACCAGUCUGGAGGAUGUUGUCUACCGAGGGGACAUGCUUCUGGAAAAGAUACAGAGCGCACUUGCUGAUAUUGCACAGUCCCAGCUGAAGACGAGAAGCGGCACCCAUAGCCAGUCUCUUCCAGACUCAUAGCACCAGUGAACACGUACUGCGGGUGAGGAAAGGACUGUUGCAAUGCCAGUAAGAAUUCUGCCUCAGAUUUAGGUGUAAGCCUUACCAGCAGUUCCAGAAACAUUGAGCACUAUGACACAUGUUAUCUUUUCAGCUAUUUUAAAUAGUCUUCUGUUUUCACUCUUAAUAAAUAAGCUUGUAAAAUCAUGAAUGAACCAGCUUUAAAAAACUGUCACUAUACCACUAUUUUUUAUUAUCUGAGUGAAAUUAUUGAGGCCAGUGUUGCAUUAAUGUUCAUAAUAUAAUUAAUAAACAGCUGUACUAUAAAA